Molecule: messenger RNA, 897 nt
Organism: Oncorhynchus gorbuscha (pink salmon)
Lineage: Eukaryota; Metazoa; Chordata; Actinopteri; Salmoniformes; Salmonidae
Product: unconventional myosin-IXAa-like
Exons: 10
Coding region: 1-897 (298 amino acids)
Biological process (GO): intracellular signal transduction
Molecular function (GO): GTPase activator activity; microfilament motor activity
Source: RefSeq, a predicted model, not a curated record
AUGGGCAUGCUGGUAGUUAACGUGACCUGGAGAAACAAGACCUAUGUCGGCACCCUCCUGGACUGCACCAGACACAACUGGGCCCCGCCAAGCCUGCUGGGUCUGAGUGUCCUCAACAUCACAGAGCUGUCUGAGCCUUUUAUAGACUUCUCUACUAAACACCCCACUGGUCUGUCCACAGCCUGCUGGGCCUGCAAACCAGAACGUAAGAAGAGGAGGAAAAAGGAAUCUGACAUUGUUGAGGAGCACAAUGGCCACAUCUUCAAGUCCACCCAGUACAGCAUCCCCACCUACUGCGAAUACUGCUCCUCUCUCAUCUGGAUGAUGGACAGGGCCUGCGUCUGCAAACUGUGUCGGUACGCCUGCCAUAGAAAGUGCUGCUCCAGGACCACCAAAUGUAGCAAAAAGUACGACCUGGAGCUGUCGUCCAGGCAGUUUGGCGUGGAGGUGUCUCGUCUGACCAGCGAGGAGAGGACCGUGCCCCUGGUGGUGGAGAAGCUCAUCAACUACAUCGAGAUGCACGGCCUCUACACAGAGGGCAUCUUCAGGAAGUCUGGCUCCACCAAUAAGAUCAAAGAGCUGCGGCAGGGGCUGGACACAGAUGUGAGCAGCAUGAACCUGGACGAUUACAACAUCCACGUCAUCGCCGGAGUGCUCAAACAAUGGCUCCGUGACCUGCCCAACCCUCUGAUGACCUUUGAACUGUACGAGGAGUUCCUCCGGGCAAUGGGCCAGCCAGACCAGAAGGAAGUAAUCCGAGGGAUCGCCCUUCAGGAAGACACCAACCGUAUGUCGGCCAAUGCCCUAGCCAUCGUGUUCAGCCCCUGCAUCCUCCGCUGCCCCGACACCAUCGACCCCCUGCAGAGUGUCCAGGACAUCGGCAAGACCACCGCGUAA